Molecule: messenger RNA, 2840 nt
Organism: Bradysia coprophila
Lineage: Eukaryota; Metazoa; Arthropoda; Insecta; Diptera; Sciaridae
Product: prolactin-releasing peptide receptor-like
Biological process (GO): G protein-coupled receptor signaling pathway
Cellular component (GO): neuron projection; plasma membrane
Molecular function (GO): neuropeptide binding; neuropeptide Y receptor activity
Source: RefSeq, a predicted model, not a curated record
AAUUAUCUUCAAUGUUCUGAACAAUAGCAUGGAAACAAUCACGGACAAUGAACGGAGUGUGUUGUACUAAGAACCGCAAUUCAAUGGUCAAAAUCUGCAUAAACAGUUGUACGGCUGAUUGUUUAAACCAGCUGAAUAAUAUCCCAUUCGAAAUGAAAGACUCAGAUCCAUUGAAUAUAAUAAAAAAGUGGAAAAUGUAAGGUAAAAAAGCAAUUUGCGAAAAAGGUGGAAAAUUCUAUAGAAACUUUAACAAUCGUUAAGGAGUUGGUGAUAAAUUGAGUGUUGAUUGGAGUACGAAUAAAAAUAAUUGUGGGGCUGAUGGGGCUCUGUAUACAAUAAAAAUGGGAAAAGAGAAAAAUGGUUGCUAGAAACCAGAAAAAUAAAUCUCGAACUUGAAGCACAAUAAGUUCAACCGAAGGGCAAAAGCAACGCAAAUAAAACAAACGAACGAAACGAGGACCACCCUCAUUUUAUAUACCAUGAAUCGAAAUAUGGUCACGGAAAGCAUCAUACCUUUAAACAACCUAACGUCAUCGUGGGAAAAUUAUACGAAAUCCGAAAAUUUCACCGGUAAACUGUUGAAUGCCACUCUAAAUCUACCAAGCGCAAAUGACACACUUGCCAGCAAAUUCAUCAUAAACAAUGCAUUUGUUCAGGCUUCGUUUAGUGUGUUCUACAUUGCAAUAUUUGUCGUCGGCAUCACGGGCAAUGUAUUGGUGUGCUAUGUGGUUUUUCGAAAUAAAGCCAUGCACACCGUCACCAACCUUUUCAUAACCAAUUUGGCUCUAUCCGAUAUUCUUUUAUGCUUCCUAGCCGUACCCUUUACACCAUUGUACACGUUCCUGGAACGGUGGAUUUUUGGCAAUUUACUUUGCCACAUGGUGCCAUUUUCGCAAGGUGUCAGUGUUUACAUAUCGACCCUCACACUCACUUCGAUAGCAAUGGAUCGAUUCGUGGUGAUUAUCUACCCAUUUCGCCAUCGCAUGAAACUGUCGACCUGUAUAUCGUUGAUAACUAGUAUUUGGAUAAUAUCACUAAUGUUGACCCUGCCGUACGGACUGUAUGUAUCGCUAAACAAUUACCCGGAAUCGCCAGAAUUAAAUUAUUGCGAGGAGGAUUGGCCAGAUGAGGUAACGCGUAAGGUUUACGGCACCGUUACCGUUUUCCUGCAAUUCAUCCUUCCCUUUGCCAUUAUGUCUGUGUGCUAUAUACUGGUGUCGAUAAAGUUGAACGACCGAGCGAAAUCGAAGCCGGGUAGCAAGACUUCGAAGAAGGAAGAGGCGGACAGGGAUCGAAAAAAACGAACGAAUCGUAUGCUAAUCUCAAUGGUUGCGGUAUUUGGUAUAUCUUGGCUACCGCUCAACGCUGUAAAUAUCUUCAACGACUACUACGAAACGAAAAGUGAAUACUACACACUCCUGUUUUUCAUUGCACAUUGCAUUGCCAUGUCAUCCACUUGCUACAAUCCCAUUCUAUACGCCUGGCUAAACGACAAUUUCCGAAAGGAAUUCAAAUUGGUGCUACCAUGCUACAAACACUCGUUAAACAAUGGCAUUUACAAUCGAGUCUAUCGACCGAAUCAAACGUUUUGUAACGGAAAUGAAGCUGGACAUCGUGAAUCACUGUUGGACGGUACAACAACCAGAGUGACGGAAAUUAUUCCGCGUGGACCGACGUGCAAUAGCAGCAUCAAAAAACCGAUUGUAAAGCCAUUAACGGUUAACAACGACAGCGUCCAGUUAAGUGAUACAGUGAAUGGACACCAAACCACUAGCAGUACGAAAAUUUCGUCUACCGGCGUCUUGGAAACUCCGUUUGACAUCGAGACGCUAAUUGAGGGCAGUUCGGAGCCGAAAUGUCGUGAUCAACCUUCAGAAUUAUAAUUGGACAAUGAUUAUCUGGAUGACAGAGGCGAAUGUACACUGGCACAAAGGGAAAGCUCAACGAGGAUUUCAGCUGCGAGCGUUUAUUCUCAAUAAACGAUUUUAAUAAUGAAAGUGGCAAACAACUUUUCGGCAACAGUCUUCAGUUAAUUUCGCAGAUCAACUGUUUUUAUGGCAAUUCUGUCGGGCAUUCUCAAUAUUAUACCAGUGGCGAAUGGGAGCGCAGGAAGAAUUUAUCGAAAUUUAUAUUGUUAACGAAAUUUAUCGGAUUUAGUGAAAUGGAUCCAGUGGAUGAGACGGGAUAAUUUGAUGAACGAGAAUUAUACGGUCUUUUUUUGGGGGUGGGAGAGAGAGAGAACGACUAAAAUAUAACCGAACCGUCUCUGUGUAAACUUUAUGGUUCCAUUCACAUUCACAUGUCAAGGUAUUUAUGAUAUAUUUGGUGUCGGAUGAUAAAUUUUUAUUGCGGAACGAAAAGUUGCACCAUCUUUUUGCUUCGUUAAUUUUAUCCGAAAUUUAUCGGAGACCGCUGCUUCUUGUUUCAUUAUUACUUCAGAGUGAAAAGAAAAAUGAAAAUGGAAAAUUCAGAGAGACCGUCAUGUAUAUAACAUCAUCAACAGCUCUGCACACAACUUUGCAUAUUUUCAUUGAGCGCGAUUAAAAGAAAAUCAGCUUGAAAAACUAAAAGCGGAAUAAGUUCACUGUCUGAUGGUCUUAGUGUCUCAUGUACAUUUUACAACCAGUACUGCAUUAUUCAUGCAACGACUGAAUGCAGAAGAUUUUCCAAAUUAAACUUCUUUGAAGCCAUUCUGUGUGUACCGAGAGUACGUUCACAUUUUUCUCUUAUUCAUUUUCUUCACAUUCUCCGUUGUUGCACACGUACGUUGGAACUAUUAGAGCUUAUUAAGGUUUCCUUCAUCUCGAAUGGAAAGAAUGAAUUUAUUUUGUUUGUUUCGA